This is a messenger RNA of Tarenaya hassleriana, 2609 nucleotides long. RefSeq names its product probable LRR receptor-like serine/threonine-protein kinase At4g37250. Bases 164 to 2419 code for a protein of 751 amino acids. Gene Ontology annotation, molecular function: protein kinase activity; ATP binding; protein binding. The record is from RefSeq and is a predicted model, not a curated record. Lineage: Eukaryota; Viridiplantae; Streptophyta; Magnoliopsida; Brassicales; Cleomaceae. Gene Ontology annotation, biological process: protein phosphorylation. The transcript has 2 exons.
GUCUGCAAAUCAAGAAUUAACUUAUACCUGAGGAAAAAAAAAAAUCAUAAUUACUCCCCUCGCUCACAUGCCUUUUUGUUUUGUGAUCAUAAAUCUCUCUCCCUUCUCUCUUCUCUCUCAGUGACCGUUUGACAGAGACGACGAUGCUUCAGCCGGACGAACCAUGAAAACCGCCGGUUGCCGCCGCCAUUUCUCGCCGGGAAGCUCAUCUUUACCCAUCGUUUUUACCGUUUUGUCCUUCCUUCUCUGUGUUCCCUCUUUUGCCCUCAACACCGACGGCGUUCUCCUCCUAUCUUUCCGGUACUCCGUCGUCGAUGACCCUCUCUCCGUCUUACGGAACUGGAACUACGAUGACGUCACGCCGUGCUCCUGGCAUGGCGUCACGUGCGACAACUCCUCUCACGUGACUGCCCUGUCUCUGCCGAGCUCCUCCCUCUCGGGUUCCAUCCCUUCCGAUCUGGGUACUCUCCCUGCGCUUCAAAGACUCGAUCUUUCCAACAAUUCCAUCAAUGGGUCUUUGCCCGUUGCGCUUUUCAACGCCUCUGAGCUCCGGUUUCUUGAUCUGUCGAAUAACCUGAUCUCCGGCGACUUUCCGGCCAGUUUUGGCGGGCUACAUAACCUUCAGGUGCUGAAUCUCUCGGACAACGCCCUCUCCGGAAUGUUGCCGGAGAGUGUAGCUUCGCUUGGCCACUUAACGGUGGUUUCACUGAGGAACAACUACUUUUCCGGCGAGAUUCCCGGCGGGUUUAGAGCUGUUGAGCUCCUUGAUCUGUCUUCAAAUCUCAUAAACGGCUCUCUCCCCUCGGAUUUUGGAGGCAACCGUAUACGAUAUCUCAAUGUCUCCUACAACCGAAUUUCCGGCGAAAUACCGCCAGGCUUCGCCGAUGAAAUCCCGGCGAACGCCUCCGUCGACCUCUCAUUCAACGACCUCAUAGGUCAAAUCCCUAACUUCCGGGUCUUCGAUAAUCAAGCAUUCAAGUCUUUCCUCGGCAACCCGGGUUUAUGCGGAUCCGCUCCGACCAAAAACCACUGCCAUAAACCCUCUCCCAUUCCUCCGCCGCCGCCGCCGCCGCCGGCCGCGAAUGUCUCUUCCCCGUAUUCUCCUCCCGCCUUAGCUGCCAUCCCGAAGACCAUAGGCUCAAAUCCGGGUCUGAAACCCGGAAUCAUCAUAGGAAUCAUCGUCGGAGAUAUCGGCGGAUUAGCGAUCCUCGGGAUCGUAAUAUUCUAUUUCUACCAGUCAAAGAAGAAGAAAACCAUGGCGGUUACGCUGAAAGGAGAAGUUAACGGCGUCAAAGAUACGUGGUCCACGUCAUCAGACUCAUCCGAUUCCAAAGGCUUCGCGAGAUGGUCAUGCCUAGGGAAAACCGUUCACGUUGACGGUGACGAUGACGAGGAGUCCGUUACAACGGGAUCCGUGUCCGAUGAAGAGAGCCGGUCUCGGCGGCGAGAGGCCGAUCACGACAAGAAAGGGACCCUCGUUAAUCUUGAUUCGGAGAAGGAGCUCGAGCUCGAGACGCUUCUCAAAGCUUCGGCUUACAUUUUGGGAGCCACCGGCUCGAGCAUAAUGUACAAGGCGGUUCUUCACGACGGUACGACCGUGGCGGUUCGACGUAUCGGCGAGUCCGGUUUAGACCGGUUCAGGGAUUUCGAGGCUCAAGUUCGAGCCAUUGCCAAGUUGGUUCAUCUAAACCUGGUUCGCAUCCGGGGAUUUUACUGGAGCGCCGACGAGAAGCUUGUUAUUUACGAUUUUGUCCCUAACGGGAGCCUCGCUAACGCCCGUUACAGGAAAGUGGGCUCAUCUCCUUGUCAUUUACCGUGGGAGGCCCGGCUCAGGAUAGCGAGAGGGAUGGCGCGUGGGCUAACGUACAUCCAUGAGAAGAAGCAUGUUCACGGAAACCUUAAGCCCAGCAACAUCCUUCUGGGCUUCGACAUGGAGCCCAAAAUAUCAGAUUUUGGGCUCGAGAGGGUCUUGGCCGGUGACACCAGCUAUCGAACCGGUGGUUCGGCCCGGAUCUUCGGGAGCAAACGGUCCACGUCAUCUCACGACUUCGGACCGAGCCCGAGCCCGAGCCCAAGCCCGAGCUCUGUCUCGUGCUCGGCGCCUUAUAACGCACCGGAAUCUCUCCGGAACUUGAAGCCUAAUCCGAAAUGGGAUGUGUACUCGUUUGGUGUCAUUCUGCUGGAGCUGUUGACGGGAAAGAUCGUCCAGGUUGACGAUAUGGGGCAGGUGAAUGGGCUUGUGAUCGAUGACAAGGAACGGGCCAUGAGAAUGGUGGAUGGGCCGAUCAGAGGAGAGUUAGAUGGGAAGGAAGAGGCUUUAUUGGGCUGUUUAAAAAUGGGCCUGGCCUGUUCAUCUCCAAUUCCUCAGAGAAGGCCCACCAUGAAAGAGGCCCUGCAACUGCUCGAGAGAUUUCCUUAGCUUCUAAUCACUUAAUAUUUUUGGUCAAAUAGUGAUAUUAUAAUUAAGAGAGAGUUUAGUAACAUAGGGUUUUGACUAAUAGGCUGUGUUUUUGGUGUGUGAUUGUGGAGAGAUGUUGUUAUAUGUGGGUUUGUGAUUUGAUGACAAUAAUUCAUAGCUUAAAGUUUCAGUCUUAUUUGGUUAUUGGAAA